AUGAAUUCAAUUGUUUGUGCAGCAAUAUUUAUUUUGGUUGCUGCUUCUGUGGAGUCAAAGAGAGAUGUCCGUUGUUUUCCUCCAGUUAACAUUUAUUCGUCGCAUGGUUGUGUUCAAGAUGCAACUAGUCAAAAUCCUAAUUUCGAUUGCUUAGGUGGUCAUUUUGUGAGAACCGCAGGAAUAAGCAUGCCAUGUGAGACUGAUCAUGAUUGUUUUUCUAAUAUGGAGCCAAAUGAGUGGUGUUAUUCCGAAAAGCAUGGAUACCAAUGGACAACUGCUGGAUGCCACUGUGAUAUGAAGUUGAAAUCAUGUAUUGUGCAAAGGUUUGACAAAAGUUAUAACGAAAUUCAAUGGGCAUUCUGCACUCCACGUAAUCGUUUCAAGUGUGAACUCAUCGAUCAUUGUUCACCACCUAGAAACUGA
Caenorhabditis remanei is the source of this 423-nucleotide messenger RNA. RefSeq lists its product as uncharacterized. The transcript has 4 exons. The coding region runs from base 1 to 423 and encodes 140 amino acids. NCBI's taxonomy places the organism in Eukaryota, Metazoa, Nematoda, Chromadorea, Rhabditida, Rhabditidae. The record is from RefSeq and is a predicted model, not a curated record.